Messenger RNA from Stylonychia lemnae, 4371 nucleotides. NCBI's taxonomy places the organism in Eukaryota, Ciliophora, Spirotrichea, Sporadotrichida, Oxytrichidae. The record is from the annotation of a GenBank genome assembly.
AUGAAAGAUUAAAACUUUUAAGCUAAUCCCAAUCAAGAUCAAGCUACAGAGAGUAUUUAAGAUCAAAUUCUGAGAGAAUAGAAUUUCGAAUAACUGAAGUUAAAUAGCCUUAAAUUUGCUAAAGAAGAUAAAAAUAAUGGGGCUAAGACUGAAGAUAGCUCCAGUGAUAAUGAUAACAAUGAGAGUGACUCCUCAGAUGAUAACGAGGAGUCAGAUUCUGAUUCAGAGGAUGAAGAGGGACACACUAAGAUUCAGAAGUGCCUUAAGAAAGGGUAAGUACUUGAAAGUUUUGAACUAGCUAAGCAAAUAAAGAAGUAAAAAAUGCUUAAAUAGUAAAUGACUCAGUAGAUAUAUCAGUAAUUCAAUAAGCCACUUGAUAAACCCUAGAACUCGUUGAUGUAUCAAGACUUUGACCUGAACGAUGUUAUAGAGCAGAUGAAUUAAGGUUAUGGAGAAGAUUAUGACGAAGAUGACGAUGAUGAGAAUAAUAAUGAGUAUAAGAGCAUGAGUCUAAAGAAAUUGACUUUUAGACCUUAUGACUCCUCUGAUUCAGGAGACAGCGAGGAUGAAACCUAGAAUAACAGAAAGAGCAGUAACAACAACUCAUCUUCUAAUUCUUCAAAUGAAGACGAUGAUGAAGAGGAAAAAGACCCAGAAAAGCUCUUGUAAAAUCAAGUUCUUAAAAGAAAGCAAUUUAUGAAAGAUCAGCAAAACAUGAUAAAGAUAUAGUAAGACCAACAACGCCAGAAUAAUAAUAAUAUUAAUAAUAAUAAUAAGUAGUUUUAGCCUUAACAAUACACUAAUAAGAUUGAAUUAAAGGGGAAAUUCGGACUUGGUUGUGGCUAUACAGACCUUAUGAAUGAUGAAGAUGAAGACGACGAUGAUGAUGAAGACGACUGCAUUGAUUAUAAAGCACAUCUUGAGGAUGAUGAUGAAGAAAAUGAGGAAGAUUUAAUGAAUUAGUACAUAGGAGGAGGUGAUAGAUACAGUUUAGGCAGAAAUCAAAUAAUGACAAGAAGUUAAAAUGUUGGUGCAAUGGCAGGUCUAAGGAGUAUGAAUGGUAUUGUUUAGAAAAAAUAGGAGCCUUCAGAUGUCAUUUAAACCCCUGACCUUAAAUUAGAUAAUCUUGAAUAUUAUCUGUUGAAACUAGGUACGUGUUUAAACCCUGCUCCUUACGAUAACUAGAGACGCCAAGUUAUAAUCAAAAUAUAAGAGAGAAACUUUAAAUUUAUAUAAGACUUAGGCUAAUUUUUGGAGAUACUUGAUGAAAAGAAUAAAAAUGAACUUGCCUUAAAAGAAGCUUAAUAAAGAUAGCAGGAGGAAUUAAAAUUAAAAGAGAAAAAUGAGUAAUAGUAAAUAGAGUGUGAUUAGAUGGCAAUUGACGAAUCAAACAAAUAAAUAGAUGUUAGUAAAAUACCUAUAAAAUCUGCUUUUGAUAACAAUGAAGAAUAGCCUAUUUCAUGUAAUGAGGAAUAAGCGAUAUCAUUGACUUAAUAGAGAUUGAAUAAUGUAUCAGGAAUUUAUAAGUUAUUGCUAAAGUUAGAAGAUUAGAACAUAUUAGAGGCGCUCAUGACUAAUAGAUUUUAUCUCUAAACAUUUAGAGCAGUAGAAUUAAUCCCUGAAUAUAGAGAUUUAAAAUGUGUGGAUUAUAUGAAGAUUGCUAAAUAUAGAUAAAUAAUCGAUAUUAGUUCACCCUAUAUAGAAAAGAAAAUCCCGAUUCUCUUCAGGCUUAACUAUUUAAAAGAGCAUAUUUUUGCAAAGGAGGAUGUAAAUUAACUUAGAACUCUUAAUAAACUGAUCUUAGACUACUCCUAAGCAAUUUUAAAUCAUGUAUUAACAAAGAACGACUUGUUGAAGCAGUUGCUUGAAAGUUUCUAAAGACCAGAUAAGACUUUGCAGGAUCAUGUGGAUGUUGCUUCCUUUAUAUUUGAGUUGAUUAACAGAUGCAAACAGCCUCAAAGCCAGAUAAGAGUUGGCACUAUCCAGGAAAGUCUGAUUAGGAAAAAUAAUUCAAUGUGUUUUAUCAAAUAUGCCCUUUAAACAGAUCCUAGAAUGAAAAGAAAAGCCAUAGAGCUAGGAUUAUUAAAAGAGGAAGUUUAAAUCUAAUUUUAAUUAUAAAAUACACAAGAGACUUUUCAAACAAUCCAAGUUGAGCUCUAGUAUGAGUAAACAAAAUAAAUAAAUGGAGAAGAUAAUUUUAAGAAUGAAAAUAAGAUAAAUGAAGAUACUGAAAUGAAAGAUGAAUGUGAUAUUUAAGCAAAAGUUGGGUAAAAUAUAGAUUCCCAGUAAAUAUCUGAAAAUAUGGUAUUGACUGAAACGUCGAAAUAGAGUUAAAUAGAAUCUCAAAAUUAGCAGCAGGAAUUACCUUGUAGCUUUGAAUGUCCACCUGAUAAUCUUGAUGAAUUAAAAAAUAACAUAAUCAAUGAAGAAAUUCAAAUUGAUCAACAAUCUGAAACAAAUUAAUCAAUAGAUAGCAAAUUAGAAGUGAAUAGAUCUUAAGAAUAAUAAAAUAUAGAUUCGAAUAGCUUAGGGGAAGUUUAAGAUAACAUUUUAGUGACAGUACUUGACUACUUAUACUUUUUAUAGCAAAUGCUAUUUAAAGAUGUAAUUUUGUACUUUCUCCAAGACUCUGAGAUCUCAUAAAUCCUGUCAUUACACUUUUUCAUAACAGAAAAUGAAGGUAUUAGACUUCAGAUCAUAGAGACUUUCAAGCAGAUCAUAGAUGGAACUUCAAGCGAGACUCAGUAACAACAAGUAGAGAAAAUGCUUAAAAACUCACUAUUUAAGUUGUUUCUGGUGAUCAUAAAAACUAAGGACGUAAAUCAAUACUCCUAGGCUAUUUAAUAUGUUUUCGAGUUUUUACAAUACAUUUGUAAACCUACUAUUUAGUAGCUUUAGUAAGCUAUCCCAACCUCAUUUGGAACUAGUGAAUAUCGAAGAGAGAGAAAGUCGAAUACAAUCAUCAUGAGAAAUUUUAUCUUAGAGGAGAAGUUAACUGCCUUAGCACUUGGUUUUAUUAGUGAUGUGAAGGUUAAUAAAUACAUUAGAUUGAUGUGUGUGAAAUUUAUAAAGUCUUUGCUGAAUUCAGAGGACAUCAGCUUUUAUCAAAAUAUUAAUAAGCAUGAUGUAAUGCAAUCAAUUUUGAGAGGACUUGAAGAAGCGAAGGAAAAGAAAAAGGCUUAAUACAAUAUGCUUGAAUCUACUAUUUUUGAGUUGAUCAAUCUUUAUGCUAAAAAGAUUUUGGAAAAAGAUCUAGAUAGCAAGGAAUUCACUAAUUUUGUUAAGGAAAAUUAAGCAAAGUUAGCUUGGAAUAAAGGUCUAUUUAAAAUGUUCUUUGAUGACAACUUGCAUUUAAAACUUAAAAAUUUAGGCAGAACUAGAGCAACAACAUAAGCAAUUACAAAUCAAAUAACUAACAAGUACAAUUAAACUUUAAAGAAAAGAGUUGAAACUUAAUUGUUACGCAGACAAGCUAACAAUUUGGGAGUAGUAUUACCAGCAUAGAAGAGAAGUUAGUCUGUAGAAUCAGAAAGGAGAACUUUCACAUUUGAAGAUUUGAUCAAGAGAGAUUAUCAAGAUAAUGAAGAAGAAUUCAAAAACUUGAUUUGUAGAGUAGGCACUAAAAGAUCUUCCAGUGUUGCUAAUUUUAUAUAAAAUGGGAAUUUAAAGUCAUUUAACUCUGAUUCUAUAUCCAAAGGGACAUUGUAAGAUAACGAAGUUGAUGACGAUGAGGAAAUUGAUAUGGAAGAGUUGAUUUAAAGAAAGAGAUAGAAAAUAGAGCAAAGUCAUUUUAAAUUCGCUUCAACUGUGAUUGGCAAUGGGCAAAAACUGGGCAGCAUAAUUGGAUAAAUUUAGAAUUUUAAAACAUCACCAACUAAAAUUGAAGAUUAAAAUUCUUUUACCUGGGAUGAUGAUGAAGAAAUGGAAUCAGAUAGCUGCCAAUCUUUGAAUGGCAAUUUGAACUAGCUUAGCAUUAAUAAUAAAAAUAGCAAAAAUACUUCACCAGCUAAAGGACCAUCACCAAUUAAAACUCUUUUAUAAAAUUCAGAAUCCCAAAAGAAUCACUCAGAUAUUAUGAGCUUUUUCUUUAGUAGCAAUAAUGAGCAAACCGAAAAUAACAAGAUGCAGAGUGGCGAUAUUAACUCAAGCUCUGAGAUUAAUAAAAUUUCCUAGAAUCUUGAUAAAAUUAUUGAAGAAAUUCAAACUGAGAUCUAAGCCUCUGAAAUUUCUAAAGAUGCAUUGGAUAUUCAAUAGCCAUCCCAGCAAUUGCAGCAACUUGAGUUUAACUCAGAAAAUAAAAUUAAUAUCAUUGAACUUAGCGCCAUCAGUUCAAGCAAUAACAACUUAGAUAUAGUAAAGAGUAACACUUGA